AUGAUUUGUAUCGAGCUUUGUUUGUAUGCACCUUUUUCAUCAUUUUACAAAUACGAAACAAUAUUUCAUCAAAUAUUACCGAAUAUUAUCAUUGUUGGAUUCAGUAUUGGUUUAUUAAUACGUGUCUAUCGGCAAACACAUCGAGUUGGUCAAUCAUUAACAUGGCGAAAACAUUGGAAAAUGACAGUUCAAUUGUUAUUUGUCUCAGUCAAUUAUCUUAUAUUUAGUUUACCAUUAACAUUAAUGAGCGUUUUCUAUCUUCUCGGUGUACCACUUUAUGUUACCGCUAAAUUUACACAGUAUGCAUCAUUUUUGUAUUAUUGUACAAUGCUUCUUUUUCCUAUUGUUGCUACUUUAUUUUUACCUCAGUUGAAAGACGAAAGGAAGAACAUGUUACGAUUACGAGGUCGAACAAGAGCUGUUGUACCGAUAAGAUAG
This is a messenger RNA of Rotaria sp. Silwood1, 438 nucleotides long. The record is from the annotation of a GenBank genome assembly. NCBI's taxonomy places the organism in Eukaryota, Metazoa, Rotifera, Eurotatoria, Philodinida, Philodinidae.